Molecule: messenger RNA, 480 nt
Organism: Eimeria acervulina
Lineage: Eukaryota; Apicomplexa; Conoidasida; Eucoccidiorida; Eimeriidae
Exons: 2
Coding region: 1-480 (159 amino acids)
Source: RefSeq, a predicted model, not a curated record
AUGCUGCAGGCAAACAAGGCCCACGUGAUCGCUGCGUUCACGCGUCAGAACUUGAAUCUAAGACAGAUGGAGCUGCAGUAUUGGAUGGACGUAUUAAAGAAGUUUGCAACACUUGCUUCUUUUCUUGGGGGUUUUGCUUCAACAGUUGUACAGCUACAGAAGGGCAUACUGGGGGGCCCUGAGAUUUUUCAGCUUAUCUUCUCCCUUACAGCAGCAGGAGCCCUCGGUCUUAACUUCAUUGUUGUUGUUAUAUGCACUACUUGCACCGUUUGGGGACCUGGAAAAGCCCUUACUGGGCAAGGAGAAGAGUCGUACAAAGUGCACUUAAAAACCCUCAAAUUAAAAUUCGUUCCUACGAAAUUCAACUCAGGAGAAAUGCGAGGAAAUCCUAUUAAAAAUAUUGCGGGCCUCAUGACUAGAGGGAGCGACCUCUCUCUCUCAGGUCUUCAUUUAGACCCUGAGUUUUGCAAUAAAAUUUAA